AUGUCAGAUCGUGAGUGCAGACAACCGCAUUCUGCAGGACUCGCUCAAAGCCAAGGUGAGCACUGCCAGCGCCACUGCCCCCAAUUCACCUGCUCAGUUCUCCUCUUCCCAGAAGCAGCUUGCACCAUGCUUCUCGUCGCUUCCCCACCCGCACACUCUGACUCUCCCACACGUCACAUCCCCAACCACUCCUCAAUCCCUCCCGCCCGUCCCCCCUCGCGCCCCCUCCCCUCCCCGUGCGCCAUCCAUCAGACCCGGCAGGUGCAGCAGCUGAUGGAGGAGGCGAACAUGCUGCGCGUGGAGCUCACGCGCGCCAUCACCUCUCGCCACGGCGCCACCAGGGGGCAGGGGGAGGGGAACGGCGAGGGUGACGGGCAGGCGGACGCAGCAGGGCAGGGCGAGGGUGGCACGGGGGCAGGGUCCGGGGGCGGUGAGGCGGGAGGGGGUGGCGGGGAGGGCAUGGUGGUGGUGGCGGCGGGGGAGCUGGAGGAGCUGCGGUCGCAGGUGAGGCUGGCGAGGCAGGAGGCGGACAUGCUGCGGCAGCAGCAGCACCAGCUCACCAAGGACCUCGCAGGGGCGCGCUCCCUUGCGCUCACCGCCUCCUGCUCUGCCCCUGCUGCCAGUGCUGGCGCUGCUGGUGGGGCUGAUGGGUCUGGUGCCGCAGCAGGGGCGCCGUCCCUGGCGUCGUUUUUGGACGGCGCGUACAUGAAUGGGCCGGAUGGGCGGGCGGAUGUGAGUGGGUUGCUGCAGCAGGUGGAGGUGGCGACGGCGCGGGAGGCGCAGUGGCAGGAGCAGCGGCAGCAGCACCAGCUCGUGGAGGCUGAGCUGGCAGCGGCUAGUGCUGAGCUGGCAGCGUAUCGAACUGCUGCUGCUGCAGAGGCAGGAGGAGUGGAGAGUGGGGAGGGCGGAGAUGGUGGGGAGGGCGGAGAGAGCGCAGGAGGUGGCUCAGGAGAGGGCAUGAGGAAGCAGGGGGCGGUGGGAGCGGUGGCGGCAGUGGCAGCGCGGCUGGAAGCAGAGAAGGACGCUAUGCUGGCGGUGCGAGAGAGGGAGGUGGGCGAGCUGCAGCAGAGCCUGGCAGCAGCGCAGCAGAGGGAAGCGGCUCUGGAGAGGGACCUGAGCACCAUGUGGGUGCUCGUGGCUGAGUUAAGGCACGUGGGGGGGGGCAGCCGCUCCUCGUCUGUCAAAGAGAGUGAGGGCAGUGGCAGGGAGGGGGGUGGGUACACGGCGGGGCGAGGGGGGUUGCUGGAUGCGGAGGAGAUGGCGGAGCUGGCGGGCAGCAUUGGGGGCAGCGGGCGGUGGCUGGGGGAGCUGCGGAAAGGGGAGAGCAUGCGCAGCGAGGGGGUGGGCAGUGAGGGCGGGGUGAGCCUGUCGGAGAGGGCAAUGGAGCUGAUCAGGGCGGGGUCGGCGGGGGGGUUGGGGGCGCGUGGAGGGAGGGGACGGGUGGGGAGGUGGAGGUGCGUGUGCAGAUGGCGGUGGAGCGAGAGACGUGUGUGCUUAGGGAGGAACUCGCGCGGAGGAAGGUGA
Closterium sp. Yama58-4 is the source of this 1524-nucleotide messenger RNA. The record is from the annotation of a GenBank genome assembly. Lineage: Eukaryota; Viridiplantae; Streptophyta; Zygnematophyceae; Desmidiales; Closteriaceae.